Photinus pyralis (common eastern firefly) is the source of this 779-nucleotide messenger RNA. RefSeq lists its product as uncharacterized. NCBI's taxonomy places the organism in Eukaryota, Metazoa, Arthropoda, Insecta, Coleoptera, Lampyridae. The transcript has 3 exons. The coding region runs from base 68 to 622 and encodes 184 amino acids. The record is from RefSeq and is a predicted model, not a curated record.
UGUUUUUUACGCUAACCAUCCCAUCUCUAGCUAUAAAACGCGCCUGGUAAAGUUCCUGUUGAUAACAAUGCUUUUUCUAGCAACGGCUGUUAUCUUUAGCAGCGCAAGUUUUGCGCAAGGAUAUUCGUUCGGUUACUACUGGAGAGAUUUCAAUGGAACCGUGUCACCAGAUGCCUUCCCAGGCGGUAUGGACGCCAAAAAUCAACCAGUCUACGUUGCCCUAGCGUACGAUAAAUAUUUAAUAGCUGCCCAAAUCUUCACCAACGACAACAACGCCUACUACUCGUACGGGGCACUAGAACAUGGUGUAAAAAUUAAUAACAAGAUUCUCUGCACGGAGUACCCCGAGCAGUUCGAGUGGAUCCCGACGGAUGCAAACGCUCUCAAGAAAAUCACUGAUAAGUACUUGCUCAAGGGAGGCUGGGAGCCGAAUCUCACCCUGUACAUCGGUAGGGCGAAAUAUGGAAAUGAGGUCCUGGUCGGGAAGGUGCUGGCCGAUUCAACCAUUGAUGGCUUGUACUUUACCAGAAACGGGAAAACACUUCAUACUAAAACGUUUGAUGUGCUCUCUUUUAAAUCGAACCAAUUUAAGGGUAUAUUAGGCGUGCGUAGUGGUAGGUAAUGUUUUUCAAUGAAAUUGUUUUGUAAACGAAAAUGUCGUCAAAUUAUAAUGUGCUAAAGCUUUUUAAUUAAACGGAAUUAUACAUUUAAUUGUGACACAAUUGAAGGAAAUAUGUCUCCUAAAAAUUGAAAACAAGUAUAAAUUGUUUUAACCGAAA